UGGAUUGCCAAUCCGAAAUCGAGGACUCGAUCACAGUCAUGGGGUUUGCAGCAAGGCAAUGACCUCAUGAGAGGAUACACAUAUCUACGAAUGUAUCAGCUCAUUGGCGGGAAGAACGCACACCACCUUCCCUGACGGUGGGAUAUAUUGUUGAGACGUGAAAUAGCAACGGGAAAUGGGAUGGCAGUUUAUGUAAAGGCGUCACGCGCCAAAUCCGAUGCCUGCCAUCUGAUAGUCGGCUAUCCUCCAUACCACCCUGUCCGGUGCAAUCUCUACAUAACGUCUCCCUCAAGAUGUCCCCCACACCGCUCUCCACCAACUACCACUACCUUCGUCUCUCAAGUUACCCUCCCAGUCGGAACCGCAGACUCCGAUUCUGAUGCAGAUGUAGACGUUUUAACCAUUCGCAAGGCCCUUCAAGACGCGCUAGGUGAUUCGUUCGGGAUCACGUCGGCGGGCACUUACAUCGAUAUUCUUGCUGUCACGAAGUGGAGCACUGGCGGUGUACGCGUUGGUGGGCGGGAUCCAUGGGGUGAGGUCAUUCUGAGAGUCCAUCCGUCUGACGCGCCGAAGAUACUAGCUGCCGUAACCGCCGCCUCGCCCUCACGAUCCUCGCAGCCUAGGUUCUCGCUCCUGCGAGAAUCGUCGUUCCUGCCGUCCCUAUCCUUUGGGAGUGGUGGUUACGCUGAUGCUAGUUACAUCGACUGCUAGAAGCGAGCGAAACUGCCUUCAACAUGCUUCGCUCUGACUCCAAAGCGCAUGACGCCAAUCG
Pisolithus orientalis is the source of this 772-nucleotide messenger RNA. RefSeq lists its product as uncharacterized. The transcript is spliced from 3 exons. The record is from RefSeq and is a predicted model, not a curated record. NCBI's taxonomy places the organism in Eukaryota, Fungi, Basidiomycota, Agaricomycetes, Boletales, Pisolithaceae. The coding region runs from base 181 to 711 and encodes 176 amino acids.